Messenger RNA from Amyelois transitella, 3204 nucleotides. Its product is annotated as DNA mismatch repair protein Mlh3. Gene Ontology annotation, molecular function: ATP binding; ATP-dependent DNA damage sensor activity; ATP hydrolysis activity. Bases 1 to 3204 code for a protein of 1067 amino acids. Gene Ontology annotation, cellular component: mismatch repair complex. The transcript is spliced from 13 exons. The record is from RefSeq and is a predicted model, not a curated record. Lineage: Eukaryota; Metazoa; Arthropoda; Insecta; Lepidoptera; Pyralidae. Gene Ontology annotation, biological process: mismatch repair.
AUGGCAUUGAAAAAGCUUCCACUAGACCUUCAAUGUUUAAUAUCAUCGUCACUUCAUAUCAAUAAUUUCAAAGGAGUUGUUGAAGAAUUGGUUUACAAUUCCUUGGAUGCCAAAGCAACAUCUAUUGCUGUUCGUAUUGAUAUAGCGGAGAACAAAAUACAAGUAGUUGACAAUGGGUGUGGCAUUACUGAAACUGAUUUUUAUAUUCUUGGAAAGAAAUACAGUACGAGCAAAUGCGUCGAUUUAAAUACUCUAAAAUCACUACCCAAUACUUAUGGCUUCCGUGGUCAAUUCUUAGCAAAUCUCAUAAACAUUGCUCAGAAAGUUAAAAUAACAUCACGAUUUGAAAAAGGUGAGGACACAUGGGUGAAAAUAUUUUACAAAGGAAAAGAAAGAGAUCUGGCUAAAACGAGUACUAGGCCAUCAGUUGGCACAACGGUCGAAGUCAGUGGUUUAUUCUAUAAUUUGCAUAUUCAGAGCAGAAAGUUGGAAUCAUUGAACGAGUUGACAGAAAUAAAAACAUUAUUAAAACAACUAUCUUUAGUUCAUAGUAACAUUUCUAUUAGUCUGAGAGAUGAUUCAAAAAAUGAGAUUAUAUUUAAAGUUCACAAAAAUAGAGAUAUUUAUCAAACAUUGGGAUUAUUGUUUAGCAUCGAUGAAAAUGAUAUAGUGGAAUUAAAAGUUGAAAAGAAAGAAUAUAAAGUGACUGCAUAUUUUAGUAAAAAAGAUAAGGAUCUUGCUCCAUACCAUUGGAUAUAUUUAAAUGGGAAAUUUUUAGGUAAUUGUAAGCUACAUAAGAUUGUAAAUGAUAACUUGAACAGAACUUUAAAAUUCACUCAGACGAGAAAAGUGAAAACAACGGUUGAUGAAAAGGAAGAUGUAUCAAAUAAUAAGAAUAUACCAUUUUACAUAUUAUUAUUAUUAUGUCCAUAUUACGAUUAUGAUAGAAACGAUAAGUCAAAACAUACAAAUUUAGAGUUCAAGAACUGGCAAGAAAUAACAAAUCUUCUGAAUAAACUAAUUACAUUUUACUCUGGGGAUGAAAUACAGAAAAAAGAAAUGAAACCUGAAAUCGCUGCAAAUGUAAAAACACAGCUAAAAGUAUCCGAAGGUGACACAAGAAACCAAGUAAGAAAGAUAGUAGAAAAAAUGUUAAAAAGCAACCCUAAGAAACUAGGAGUAUCACAAAUGCGAAAUGGUAUCAAGGGUAAAUUAACAAAAAGAAAAAAGAAAAAGAAGUCGCUAAAUAUUUCACUUUCAAAGGUGAUUCCCUCUCAAAACAAACAAAUAAAACAAAUUUUCGAAAAUGGCUCACAGAAAGACAACUUAAAUCAUGAUAUUUUACCUACAUCAAGUAAAUAUCAAAUUCCAAUACCUAAUGGAAACACAGAAGAAAAUGAUGCGAUGCUUAAAGGAAUAGAGACAGUAUUAUCAAUAAGUGACCCAAAACAACAUACAACGUGCAAACCUAAGAAGGAAAGGGAUUAUGAAAUAAAAUCAUACAAAAGAAAUAAAACCAAUGUUUUUGAUAUCUCUGUUAAGAAGAUUCAUAAAGAAAAAAACAAAGGAAUGAAAACAAAAUUAAAACAUAAUGGAAGUAAAAUUCUACAUGAAAAUGUAGCAGGCACAAUUAUUUCCCAUAAUACAGAAAAUGACCAAAUUAUAGAACAUAACUUAAGUUCUAUGAGUGUCAUAGACAAGAAACAGGAAGUUCGUCUUAGAAACCAUCAAGAAUUGGUUAUUUAUGAUUAUGUACCCCACCCCUUGAAUUCAACAUAUUAUACUGGUCUCUUUCAAAGUAAUUUAUUUGAUAAAAAGCAUAUAACUUCUCGAGAUUUAGUCAAAACUAUACUGAAUACGCAAACAAAUUAUUUUCCAACAAAUCAGUACAAUUCAUUACAUCAAAAGAAAUCUUUACCUAAACAGUGGGAAAAAUCAUCUAAUAGAAAAUAUAUUUUUGCGAAAAAUCAUUACAUUGCUGGAGACAGCACAAUAACAAAUAAUGCUUAUGAGUCUAAAUCCAAAAUUUUUAAAUUUGAGCACCAAACAAAUUUUUCAAACACACUCAUAGAUACUGAAACUCAUAAGGACAUUCCGAUGAAUAAUGUAACAACGCCAAAUAUUUCACAAAUAUCAUAUAAAGAAAUAAAUGUUGAACACAACAGAGAUGAUAAAAUAAAUAAUAAUGUUAACGUAAGAUCAAAAAUUUCAAAUCAUCAAUGUGAUCAGAUAUUACUUGGAGAUAAUGAUACUGUUAAAAACAACUUUAACAUGAAAAUAAGGCCAAGAUACAUGCCAAAAGGGAUGUCCCAAAUAUUUGAGACUACUAACAUCAAGGGAGUUUGUGAUUAUAACUUUGAUGAAGAGUAUUAUCAAUACAACAUCUAUGAGGACUUUACAAACGAAGUUCAAAUAAACACCGAAAUAUUUAAACCUAGAAUUCAAAAUGCAGCAGACGAGACUACUAAAGCCAUUGAAAAAGUUAAUAUAAGACUCCACAAGGAGAAUUCUUCACUUACUUUUGAUGGCCAGUUAUUGAAGAAAGCCCAAGUUUUGGGUCAAGUUGAUGGUAAAUUCAUUGCGGCUAUUGUACAAUCGACAACUAGAACUGAUAACUAUUUAGUCCUAUUCGAUCAACACGCUGUCCAUGAACGGAUUCGACUUGAAAAGAAUAUGUUAGAUUAUUUCAACAAACAAGAGUGGAAAAGUGUCAAAUUAGACGUUUUUAUUUUAAAGUUAAGUGAAGAAGUAAUUCUGUAUCUUCACAAUUAUAAGGAAAAAUUUUCUCAGUUGGGCUUAGAAUGGAAUUUUCUUAGUAUUGACGAAAUAUCUGUUUACGGUAUUCCUGAAGCAAUACUUGGUAAAAAUCUAAGACCGGUGGAGAAAAUUAUAAUUGCGGUGAAGAAUCUUAUUUUGGAAGAAAUUAAUAGUAUCAAAUCCCAAGGCGGAUGCAUAUCUAUACACCCAAAGUCUAUCAUGGACCUAGUAUUUAGCGAAGCUUGCAGGUACGCAAUAAAAUUUGGCGACAAGUUGAUGAUAAAUGAUUGUCGAGAAUUAAUUCAGUCUUUAUCGGACUGUAGAACGCCAUUCCAAUGUGCCCAUGGGAGACCCGUUAUGGCUGUUCUUAUGGAUAUGACAAGAUCUGAAGGGUUUGAGUAUAAGGUAAAUAUUUCAAAAAUUCGCUUAUUUACUCGAGCCAAAUAA